AUGGUUCUACAUAACCCGAAUAACUGGCACUGGGUGAUGAAAGAUGCCGCCGGCUGGGCCAAGGAUUAUCUAGAGGAAGAGUCCAAGAAAGUCUCGGCCGAAGAGAAUGGCGUGACAGCCAAGAUCACACGACUGAUAUCUAUGGAUGGCGAUGUGGAAGUGAGCCAGAGAAAAGGCAAGGUUAUAACGAUAUACGAUGUGGCACUACAGCUAGAAUAUGAAGGCAAGACAGAGGAUGGCACCGAUGUCAGCGGCACCAUCAAGGUUCCGGAAUGCGCAUAUGACACAGAGCCAGACGAGUACGUUUUUGACAUAGACAUUUACUCGGAGAAGAAGGAGAUGCAGCCGGUUAAAGACCUCGUGCGGUCGAAACUGGUCCCUCAACUGCGCCAAGUUUUCGCAAGCCUCGGACCGGCAUUGAUCAAGGAGCAUGGAAAAGACCUUCAGCAUGCCCCUGGUUCCAACCCAUCUAGUGGUUUCGCCACUCCUACCUGGCAUCCUCAUAGGGAGCGAACCCCAACCUCUACCGCUCCCACCACAACAACCUCCAGCACCGGCAAGACAUCCGUCAACACUACCACAGUGACUGCGAACGAUGAGUUUCGGACGACAGCCGACGAACUGUUCCAGACAUUCACCGACCCUCAGCGGCUAGCCGCCUUUACCCGCGCACCGCCUCGGGUUUUUGAAGGGGCCAAACCAGGCGGCAAGUUCUCCAUUUUCGAUGGCAAUGUCUCGGGCGAGUUUGUCAGCUUAGAACCGCCCAAGAAGCUUGUGCAGAAGUGGAGGCUGGCGCAGUGGCCGGAAGGACACUACAGCACCCAGGAAAUCUUCUUUGACCAGAACGACGUCGACCGUGUGACCAACAUGAGAGUCACCUGGACCGGAGUGCCCGUCGGCCAGGAAGACGUGGUGCAGCGGAACUGGGAGGGCUACUACGUGCGCAGCAUCAAGCAGACGUUUGGCUUCGGUACCAUUCUUUAG
Molecule: messenger RNA, 984 nt
Organism: Exophiala dermatitidis NIH/UT8656
Lineage: Eukaryota; Fungi; Ascomycota; Eurotiomycetes; Chaetothyriales; Herpotrichiellaceae
Exons: 4
Coding region: 1-984 (327 amino acids)
Biological process (GO): positive regulation of ATP-dependent activity; protein folding
Cellular component (GO): cytosol
Molecular function (GO): ATPase activator activity; protein-folding chaperone binding
Source: RefSeq, a predicted model, not a curated record